Messenger RNA from Botrytis deweyae, 228 nucleotides. RefSeq lists its product as uncharacterized. Lineage: Eukaryota; Fungi; Ascomycota; Leotiomycetes; Helotiales; Sclerotiniaceae. Bases 1 to 228 code for a protein of 75 amino acids. The record is from RefSeq and is a predicted model, not a curated record. The transcript has 2 exons.
AUGGGAGAGGUCUUCGUCAUUCUAUUGGGUUUUGCUUUAUCCGGAUUCCACUUGGGUUGGUGGAAUACCGAUGAAAGCGACAUGAAACACAGAGCCGCAAACUACAUUGAUGAAAAUUACAAGCCAGAUAUCGAUAUGUUUUUGUGUUUUCAACUUGUGAGAAAUAGAUCAUCUGUCACUAUGUCCUCCAAAGGCAUCGUGUACAACGAACCCAUCUCGGGUAUUUAG